Messenger RNA from Mucor mucedo, 1485 nucleotides. RefSeq names its product phenylalanyl-tRNA synthetase. Lineage: Eukaryota; Fungi; Mucoromycota; Mucoromycetes; Mucorales; Mucoraceae. Gene Ontology annotation, biological process: phenylalanyl-tRNA aminoacylation. The transcript has 4 exons. Gene Ontology annotation, molecular function: tRNA binding; phenylalanine-tRNA ligase activity; ATP binding. Gene Ontology annotation, cellular component: mitochondrion; cytoplasm. Bases 35 to 1366 code for a protein of 443 amino acids. The record is from RefSeq and is a predicted model, not a curated record.
UUUUUUUUUUUAUUCCCCAAAAAACUGUCAAAUUAUGCUUAGAAAUAUUCACAGCUUGCAAAGAGUAACUCUGGGCCGAUAUACGACUGCAGGAAGUUGCGGUGUAUUUAGUGUGUGUAAAAAGACUUGGUAUUCCACCAAACCAGCUUUUGAACUGGGAGAGAAAGAUACGACAAUUAAUGGAAAUAAGUUUGACAAGGAUGAAUGGACGAAUGUAACACCAGCCAUUCUUUCCAAAGUGAAUCGUCAACUGCAUUUACAACCCAAGAAUCCCAUUUCCAUCAUUCGACAAUUGAUUGAAUCCAACUUUACCGACUUUAAAACGUUCAACGAGUUUAGUCCUGUGGUCAGUACACGCCAAAAUUUCGACGACUUGCAUAUUCCUGUCGACCAUCCCAGUCGUACGAAAUCCGACAAUUAUUAUUUUAACAAGGAGACAGUCCUUCGUGCGCAUACUUCAGCUCAUCAAUUGCAAGGCUUAGCAUCUGGUGAGAAUAAAUUUUUGAUUAGUGGUGAUGUUUAUCGUCGUGAUGAGAUUGAUGCGUCUCAUUAUCCUGUUUUUCAUCAAAUUGAGGGUUUCUUUUACCUCGAUAACGAUUUGAGCAAGCUGUCAACCGAAUUAAAACGUAUUCAGGAUAUUGAGACACCCAAUAUUGAACUUGUGGAUGAUACAGUGAUUAAGCCGGAGAAUCCAGUGCAAGCAUGCCAUUCUGCCGAAGCCUCUGAUUUGAUUGCUGCCCAUUUAAAGCAUAGUAUUAAUACCAUGAUUCGCAAUUUGUUUGCAGACGAGAAAGAUUUAAAGGUGCGUUGGAUUGAUGCUUAUUUCCCCUUCACCAGCCCCAGUUGGGAAGUCGAGAUCCUUUACAAGGGAGAAUGGUUAGAAGUCUUGGGAUGUGGUGUAGUGAAUCAAAAGAUUAUGAACGGAGCUGGAUUAGAUAAUAAGAUUGGAUGGGCCUUUGGUAUGGGAUUAGAAAGAUUAGCCAUGGUCUUGUUUGGUAUUCCUGAUAUCCGUUUAUUCUGGUCUCAAGACCAACGUUUCAUUGACCAAUUCACACCUGGCAAGAUUAACAAGUUUGUGCCCUUUUCAAAGUUUCCUCCUUGUAUUAAGGAUAUUUCUUUCUGGCUUCCUGAAGGUGAAUGGCAUGAAAAUGAUUUCUGUGAAUUGAUUCGUGGUGAAGCAGGUGAUCUUGUGGAGAAUGUGCAAUUGAUUGAUGAUUUCAAGCAUCCUAAAACCAAUAAGCGUAGUUUGUGCUACCGUAUUAAUUAUAGAUCCAUGGACAGAAAUGUGACUAAUGAAGAGAUUAAUGAGAUCCAAGAAAAAGUGCGUCAAGUUGUACAAGAUCAAUUCAAAGUUGAGUUGCGAUAGGCAUGCAUAAUGAAAUAAUAAUAAUAAUAAUAAACGCGUGUAAAUGGUCAGUUGAUACGUGACAGGUGACGGGGUUUGGACCUCAUCAUCAUUGUGGCUCUCUUAUCAUUACUGCGUCU